Messenger RNA from Cephus cinctus (wheat stem sawfly), 3810 nucleotides. Its product is annotated as voltage-dependent calcium channel subunit alpha-2/delta-4. The record is from RefSeq and is a predicted model, not a curated record. Gene Ontology annotation, cellular component: voltage-gated calcium channel complex. Lineage: Eukaryota; Metazoa; Arthropoda; Insecta; Hymenoptera; Cephidae. Gene Ontology annotation, molecular function: voltage-gated calcium channel activity.
UAUGAAGAAACUCUGAAACCCAGAUAUAUGAGCGUGGACCUUUCGGAAGUCGAGCUAGCCGAGUAUGAUGGUCCUGCACACCCUUUCAACAAUUCUCUUCUCUUGGAUUUGAGGCACGAUAUGAUCGAUCAGAAAGAAGGAGAAACAGUCUUCGCAGUGAAAAUACAUUAUGAUAAUAUGAAAAGGGUGAUAAUAAGGAAGCACAAUUACUUCUAUAAAUCAAUUGAAAGAACACCCUUCUCUUUGGGGUUGGCAUUGCCGGAAGGCUACGGCAUGUAUGAGCUACUUGCCGAACAAGAAAUAAAACACUCCAUAAUAAAUGUAACUGAAUACUUCAAAGGCAACAAGUGGAAAAUACAUCCAGAUUGGGUAUACUGUGAAUAUAAUGCAGGAUCCGAAAAAUGGUUCUCCACCCCAGAGGAGCGUGUUCUUCAUUUUCUGACUCGAACUGGUCGACCAGGUUGGAAAUGGAUGUCUUUAAGACCAAAGAGUCGCAGCUCGCAACAUAAACAAGCGAGCAAGCCAGAUAAGGAUUCAUAUUACUGUGACAAAACGUUAGUGCAGUCAUUAGUUUUGGACGCGCUCGUGACGGAUGGAUUUGAUAAGAGAGGUGGUAACGGAAUGCGCAAGGAGGACAAUCAGAAAUCAUUGUAUUUAGGGGCCGUUUAUAGCGGUUCGAAAGCCAGGACGUUUUUCUCCCUGGAACAGCGCAGAAGCUGGUGGCUGUCUAGACCGAAUAAGUCGACCAAUCGAACCUUGAGGCAUCGGGUAUUCUUCUGGGAGCGGGCCUAAGCGUAAUGAGCGUGGUCUGUCCAGCUCGGUUGGACAGACUGUAAUAGUCGGGUAGUCGGGGCUUCAGGCGGUAAGGAUUUUGUGGACGUGGUGCUUUGAGGGGGUGCUCACGUGCGAGAGGAUACGAGCAGCCCCGAAGUGCAAUUGGCCAAUCCAAUGGGAGAUCCUCCAGAUCUUCUCCAGAGACUUGCUGGGAGUGAGUGGAACAUCGAAACCAGCUCUCUGUAAUUCCGGGUCCCUUAUGGGUAAGAGCUCGGCCGUACCAAGAUUCGCGGGGGGAGUUCUGGUGAUUUCGGCUCACGAAAAACUCUCAGAGAAGGUUAGUAACUUUACGAACACUCCAAACGUAUACUUUAUGUGGACGAUUUUUAAAUUUAUCUGAGAUAUCAGCCAAUAGGCAUGUAGUGAAGCAUUUCGACAGUUCAGAGUAAUAUUGAACUUAUCUGUGAAUAGAUGCCAUGUAAUAUAUUGCAUACGUAUGGGUUGAAGACCUAGGUGAUAGUGAUUGGACAUGCGUGCUUUAUCUCCACCAAUAUGUUAUGUCGGCCUCACGAUAAUUCAUGGCCACGAUGUUACGGCCUGACGUGAGUCGGCUGAAACAAAAUUAUUUAAUUUUUGUUUACUAGGGUCGUGCCUCUGUAAAGUGCUAAAUCGUACUUAUCCGUGUUCUUUUGAGUUUAAUUAGUAUAUAACAGCACAUUACAGCUCGAAGCGAUACGAAGGAUCUUCUUAUAUCUACAGGGCAUAUGCAGUAGGAACAGUUAUUCUUGUUAUCUUUAUGUUCACUGAAGAUUCUUUCAAGUUCUUAUCAAGUCCUAUGCGUGAGUGACCGUUUGCGGGAGCAUCAGGAAGAUAGCAUAGGUGUCGUGAUCAAGGAUCAGGCAAAAGGUAUUGCUUUGGUAUUUAUAUAUAACGAUAUUGUAAAGGUAGGCUUCUUGCCACUUUAAGGUGCUAAAGCACGCAUAUUUGCAUUUAUGUUCCUUGGUCAAUAGCUAAGGUGAAGAUGACAAUCAAACGAUAUAUCUAUGGAACUAACAGACUUACUUCUUCUACAUGAGGUGUGCAUGCCAAUGAUAAAUAAAGAAAUUAUUUGGACUUAGAAUUUAAUAGUGAUGGCUUAGGUUUCCAAAUCGUGAAAAUAAAACAUGGCUUAGCAUAGUAUAAUGAAACAAUUAGUUUGAAAUACAAAUUAAAUGAUAUAAUCUGGUGCAAAGGAGAUUAUGUGUAUCUACUAAUGAUGGGAAAAUGAACAAUAGUGUAUGUGUGAUCGUCAGCUUGUUUUGUUCGAUUUACGAAUGUUACAUGUAAAGAUUUAAAUAGUGUGAGUUACUUACCGGAGGGUGAGCAGGGAGAGAGAGAGAAGAGCGGCAAGAGGUGCUCGACGAUAGGGAGGUUGAACUUGUUGAAGGGAGGUUCUUCGCCCAGCCCUAAGGUGGACACUCGCACUAAACGAAUGCUUUAAACGAAAUGCCAAGAAUUGAAUUCUUUUUGCGUGAAUGCCCGGCACUGAGGUGAUGCACUUUCUGCUUGGCCCUAAGUUAAGCUAGGUCAAAAUAGGCCUUAAGGUAUUAGAUUGACAUAACACUGGACUGACGCGGACAAUCGGCUCAAGACUCUGGAAGGGAUAUUCCUUUACCAGAGGAUUGAUUAGUAACUGGCGGCGAUCGCUGUCGAUGUUCGUAAGGAAGACUUUGAAUUUGGAUGAGAUUGGGUGUAUUGCCAGGAAGUUUCAGGAAUUUGGAUACGUGUUUUGGCGUUAUCGGGGUUGUUGCACCAGAUUGCCCAUGCAGGUUAGUGCAUUCAUCGAAUCAUCUUGGAUGUGAGGUUAGUGAGAGGACGGGAAAGGUAGUUGGUAGGAGUCCUGAAUUGGCGGUUCUGCUGUGCCAUAUUAAAAUGCUUUUUAGACACCUCACUUCUGGGUAUUCCGUUCAGCAUUAAUAUCCGUUCCAUUUUCAAUCCUUGUCUGUCGUAAUCUCUCUCUCUUUCCUUCUGCUCAUCCACUUUUAAUGUCUUAGGUGUAGGUGUAACUUCUGGAAAUAUGAGAGAGUGUGAGAUGUCGUGUAUAAUCUAAUGAUUUCCCUUAAUUAUUAUAAUCUAUAAAUUAUAGUAGGUAACGCACGUUCGUCGAGGGUCAGUUACCAUCGUUGUGGUCCUUGACCUUUUGCUCUUUAGAAAAUUGAGUUCAAAUUUUUCACGAAAAAAUUCAAUUAUUUGCAAUUAAAUUGCACUUUGUUAUUAACGUUUUGGAGAUUAUUGAAAUUCAAUCCCUGAAGGGAAAUAUUGAGAAAAUGUGUACAAAACUUCAUUACGAUUGGUUAAUUAGUUUUUGAGUUACCUUGCAUGCCAAUUUUGAAAAUGUAAUUAAAAAAAUAAAAUUAUUUUAUUUCGACAAAUAAAAACUCUGUAAAACGACUAACCGUCUAAUCAGCGAUUCCUGCGCCAUACAAUAACCCUUCCAGCCAGUUGAGUCUCUCUUUGAGCUUUUCGAGAUUCUUUUGAUCAAAAACUACUGUGGGGGUUCUGUCGAGCAAUUUACUUAUUAUCGAAGUCUUCAGCGUGCGACCUACAGUGGCACCCGAUGACUAACAAGGAAGGCACCUUAGAUACCCCUCCGAUUUCGUUCAUUUUGAAAUAUGUUAUUCUCCAUCAAAUGUGUGUUUUUUUAUAGGCGGAAAUCGACCUUUCUCGGAGUUCAGCAUAUUUCCCAUCGAGAUAAAUGGGAUAAAUUGGAAGAUAAUCCUCACGAUGAAUAAUGAAAAUGCAUUUUAGUUGAUCCUGGUGGGAUGAAUGCAUGAAAAUUUAUAGAGGUUGAAAAAUAAGAAAUUUUUAUAACAAAAAAUCAUCGAUUCCAUUUUGAUGAAACUAAUUGCAUUUGAAAAUAUUUAAAAAAAAGUAGGAGAUACAUGUUUUUGCAUUUUUCGAAAAAAUGUCGCUCAAGGGUGAACCAUCCCUAUGCCGGUGCAACCAAUUUCUCAUUAAAGUGGCAUUAGUUUCUUCAAGUUUGUCCCUAACUCUAGU